UUCCAGGGGCCUCUGGCGCCCUCUCUGGGUGGGGCCGAGGAGGCGGGGCUGCGGGCCUUCUUAUCUUCAGAGCCAGCCUUGGCUCCCUGGCGCGGGGCCCCUCAGUGUGGGCUCUUUGCCAUGGGGUCUCUGUUCCCCCUCUCGCUGCUGGUCUUGCUGGCAGCCGCCUACCCGGGAGGCGGGAGCGCGCGGAGGCGGCGGGCUGCGCGGGCGCAAGGCCCCGGGGGCAGCUCUCCGGCGCCCUUCUGGGUACGCAUAAGCCCCGAGUUCGCGGCCGUGCGCCCCGGGAGCUCGGUGUGGCUCAACUGCAGCAGCAGCUGCCCCCUGCCGGAUGGUUCCAGCCUGCGCACCCAGCUGCGGCGGGGCCAGACGCUCAAUGGGACAGGCUGGGUGUCCUACCAGCUGCUGGACGUGAGGGCCUGGAGCUCCGACGUGCUCUGCCUCGUCACCUGCGCAGGAGAGACGCGGAGGGCCACAGCCAGGAUUAACGCCUACAAGCCGGGCAGCGUGAUCCUGGAGCCUCCGGUCCUCGCGGGCAGCGAGUACACUCUGCGCUGCCACGUGACACACGUGUUCCCCGUGGGCUUCCUGGUGGUGACUCUGAGGCGCGGCGGCCAGGUCAUCUACUCCGAGAGCCUGGAGCGCUUCAAGGGCUUGGAUCCGGCCAAUGUGACGCUGACUCACGCGUUUCGAGCCAGGCCCCACGACCUCUGGCAGCCCGUGACGUGCCACGCGCGCCUCAAUCUCGACGGCCUAGUGGUCCGCAGCAGCUCGGCACCCAUUACGCUGCCAGUUCGCGGUGAGGCACCCUUGUAAUCCUGGGGACUUGAGGAGGGCUGGGGAUGGGUUAUGACCCCAGGAGGGUGCGCGGGCCAAGCAUGAGCUCCAUGCGAGUUGUCACACCUCCAUGUGCUCCCUUCCUAAUUCUCACCUCCUGUCCCUAGCUUGGAGCCUCACGUCCACAGCCUUGGCCUCCACCUCCAUCGCAGCCCUUGUGGGGAUCCUUCUCGUCGUGGGGGUCGCCUACCUGCGAAAGUGCCAAUCGAUGCAGUCCCGGGAGUAGAGGGGGUCGUCCAGGCCGGCUGGGGAAAAAAGAAUCUGAAACAAUUUGGGGAACCCUGCUUGGAUCAAUAAAGCCUUUCUCAGCCA
Molecule: messenger RNA, 1149 nt
Organism: Ceratotherium simum simum (southern white rhinoceros)
Lineage: Eukaryota; Metazoa; Chordata; Mammalia; Perissodactyla; Rhinocerotidae
Source: RefSeq, a predicted model, not a curated record